GCGCAUCCCUAGAUGUCUCCGCAUCGGAUAGAUAGACUCCCGAUGAAGAAUCCUAGAACUCAACAACCCGUCAAAUUCCUCCGCCCGAAAAAAUCCUCGCUCCUCAAAGACCACCGAGCCUCUAUUCCGCUACUCUGCUUGAUACCACCUCACCACACUAUCGCAUUUGACGUCUAAAUCACGCAGUCCGACGAGGCGAAACCCCAGCCACAGCUAUGUCAUCAGCAACCAAUCAGCAGGAUGCAAAGAUUACAGUAUACUGGCUGGAAAAAUCUCGUGCACAACGAAUCAUUUGGCUUCUGGAGGAGCUCAAGGUUGACUAUGAGCUGAAGGUCUUCAGGCGCGGGAAGGAUUUCCUGGCGCCUCCGGAGCUCAAAGAGGUUCACACUCUUGGAAAGUCUCCAGUCGUUGGAAUCCAAGCCGCUGGAGCUGAGAAGCCUGUAAUCCUUGCGGAGAGUGGCACAAUUGUUGAAUAUCUUACCGAGCACUUUGGCAGUUGGAUGAUCCCUAAACGAUAUCCCGAUGGGAAGGAAGGGGUCAUUGGAGCAGAGACGGAGGAGUGGUUGAGAUAUCGUUACUUAAUGCAUUAUGUGGAGGGCAGCUUAAUGACCAUCCUCCUUUUGGCCCUAGUGACUCAAAACAUUCGUAACGCUCCCGUGCCGUUCUUCUUGAAGCCGAUUACACGAGGCAUUGCCAACAAGAUUGAUGGAUCAUUCGUUAAUCCGGAACUGAAGAAUCAUAUGACGUUCUUGGAAGAAUAUCUUGCUACGUGUCCGAACAAUGGAGAGUUUUGGUGCGGCUCGACUCUCACAGGGGCCGACUUCAUGAUGACCUUUGCGCUCGAAGGCGCGAACGUCCGAGCAGAAAUGGAGACGAAAUAUCCGAAACUGUACAAUUAUUUUAGGAUGAUCCAGGCGCGAGACGCAUACAAGCGAGCUGGAGAAAAAGUUUCUGAAGCGAGCGGGGACAAGUACAUACCGUUCUCGGAUCUUAAGCUGUAGUUGCAGAAGCGCGACGUCUGAAUAGUUAUUAGUCAAGCCGCAGUUGUGCUGAAUCACGUCACAGAUGCAGAAUGUUCGAACCGUCCAGACACAUGUCCCUGAAUUUUCGGUAAUGGGCGAGAGGAAAAGAUUUGUAAAUACAACCGUUGCUUUCCAACGAAUUUCUCGUAACGACCAAUACAAUGUAUUCACUGUUCGGCUCGGAUCUGAGCGACGGUGUUUAGGAGCUCGGCCUCCCGAGUGACGACAAU
Lindgomyces ingoldianus is the source of this 1252-nucleotide messenger RNA. RefSeq names its product glutathione transferase. The transcript has 5 exons. The coding region runs from base 216 to 1001 and encodes 261 amino acids. NCBI's taxonomy places the organism in Eukaryota, Fungi, Ascomycota, Dothideomycetes, Pleosporales, Lindgomycetaceae. The record is from RefSeq and is a predicted model, not a curated record.